UUACAAGUCGUGCUGAAUGCCAUCCUUCGAGCCAUGAUACCUCUGUUACACAUCGCAUUAUUAGUAUUAUUUGUAAUUUUGAUCUACGCCAUCAUCGGGAUAGAAUUAUUCUGUGGCAAGCUGCAUUCCACCUGUGUUGAUCCAGCUACGGGUCAGCUAGCACAAAAAGAUCCUACACCAUGUGGAAAUGAAGGCUCUGCAUUUCAUUGUGUUCCAUCGGAUGCAUUGACAAAUAUGGGUGUAAAAUGGGAAUGUUCAGCGAAUACCACUUGGCCAGGUAAAUUUUCUUAG
Cylicostephanus goldi is the source of this 291-nucleotide messenger RNA. Lineage: Eukaryota; Metazoa; Nematoda; Chromadorea; Rhabditida; Strongylidae. The record is from the annotation of a GenBank genome assembly.